Letharia columbiana is the source of this 978-nucleotide messenger RNA. RefSeq lists its product as uncharacterized. The record is from RefSeq and is a predicted model, not a curated record. Bases 1 to 978 code for a protein of 325 amino acids. Lineage: Eukaryota; Fungi; Ascomycota; Lecanoromycetes; Lecanorales; Parmeliaceae. The transcript has 3 exons. Gene Ontology annotation, cellular component: TORC2 complex; TORC1 complex. Gene Ontology annotation, molecular function: protein binding. Gene Ontology annotation, biological process: TOR signaling; regulation of actin cytoskeleton organization.
AUGAGUGUAAUCCUUUGCACAGCUGGUUACGACCACACGAUACGUUUUUGGGAAGCCCUUUCUGGCAUCUGCCAUCGCACAAUCCAGCAUCCCGAAUCGCAAGUCAACCGCCUUUGUAUAUCUCCCGAUAAACGGUACCUUGCUGCUGCAGGCCAUCAAAAAGUCAAGCUAUUCGAUAUCCGCUCCUCAAAUCCGAGUCCUGUCAUGACCUUCGCCGGGCACACAGGGAACGUUACCGGAGUCACUUUUCAUUGUGAGGGCAAAUGGAUGGUGACUUGUUCUGAAGAUGGUUGGGUAAAGGUGUGGCAAACAAAAGAUGGGAGUAUUCAGCGAAGCUAUGAUCACGGAAUCCCUGUUAAUGAUGUGGUGAUCCACCCAAAUCAAGGGGAGGUGAUAGCUUGUGAUCGAGGGGGCAAUGUCAGGAUUUGGGAUCUGGGAGAAAACAAAUGCACCCACCAGCUGGUUCCGGAGGAAGAUGUCUCUGUGUCGAGUGUUACGGUAGCUAGUGAUGGAACGUUGCUAUGCGCAGGCAACAAUUCGGGCAACAUUUACGUCUGGCGCAUGCUCCAGAACCGUGACAUCACCUCUUUGAUACCGGUGACGUCUUUUCAGGCUCAUAACGCUUACGUAACUCGAGUCCUCCUCUCUCCGGACGUCCGUCAUCUGGCAACAUGUAGCGCCGAUCACAAUGCGCGCAUCUGGUCCGUUGACCCAGCAGCUCCACAUAUUGUCAAGGGCAACGAGAAUCUCCCUACCGAGCGUAAACCAGGCGCUUUCCCAUUAGAAUCGAGUCUCGAGAGUCACCAGAGAUGGGUGUGGGAUUGCGCAUUCAGUGCCGAUAGUGCAUAUCUUGUGACGGCGAGCAGCGAUCAUUACGCCAGAUUGUGGGAGUUGGGAACGCAGGCAGUCAUUAGGCAGUACAAUGGACAUCAUAGAGGCGCUGUUUGUGUGGCACUGAACGAUUACUCGGAGAGAUGA